This is a messenger RNA of Sinocyclocheilus grahami, 1680 nucleotides long. RefSeq names its product thymic stromal cotransporter homolog. The record is from RefSeq and is a predicted model, not a curated record. Gene Ontology annotation, cellular component: membrane. Gene Ontology annotation, molecular function: transmembrane transporter activity. The transcript is spliced from 4 exons. Gene Ontology annotation, biological process: transmembrane transport. Lineage: Eukaryota; Metazoa; Chordata; Actinopteri; Cypriniformes; Cyprinidae. Bases 70 to 1353 code for a protein of 427 amino acids.
CAGAGAGUUUGAGCUUCUGUGAAGUAUCGACUCGGAUCAAAGAAGGUUUUGUUUGCUUUUAUUGUUUUUAUGGCUGUUAUGAUGUCCUGUCGUAAAUACAUCGCCCCUCUAGUGUUCUGUGCCCAAGUGGCCAGCUCGUUUUUUGACACCGCUCUCCAAAUGGUGGUUAAAGAACGAUGCGCAAACGCCACCGACCGAGACAGCGAGCAGAAAGCCAUCACAAACUUCAACAUGACCUUCAACAUGGUGCUCAAAUUCAUGCCGAUUGUGCCAGCGAUCCUUCUGGCAAAGGUUGGAGACCGAGGUUACAGGAAAGUGCCAAUAGUUGUUCCUCUGGUUGGUUACUUUCUGUCCAGAGGUUUGCUCUUGCUGGAUAUCGUGCUGGAAUGGCCUGUCCAGGUGCUUUACGCGGUGCCGGUGAUCCAUGGACUGUGCGGCGGGUUCGCAUCGUACUGGGCAGGUGUGAUGGCGCUGGUGUCGGUGUGCUCCGGUGAGGAGGAGCGGUCCGUGCGCAUCAUGAGAACCGAGCUGGUGUAUGGAGUCGCCGGGUUCAUUGGUAGUUUGGCUUCUGGUCACUUAUUUAACCUCUAUACCGUAGGUCUCCAACAAGGAGCCAUUUUAUCUAGUUUGUGUGUGCUCCUGUAUUUCCUCUGCCUGCUCUAUGCCGCAUUUUUCCUGCGGGUCGGUCUUUUCUCCGAGCUUGGAGAGAGGCAGGAGCGCCGGGAAAGUGUUGGGAUCAUAAACCACGAAGCCCGCGAUAAAAUAAACAUCGCUUUGCUCUUCGGCAGUGGGAUUUUGUAUGAUAUAGCAGUGGCUGGAGGAAUGGAGAUGUUGGUAGCUUAUGUGCUCAAAGACCCCCUCAACUGGGGCGCAACCGAGGUGGGUUAUGGAAACGCGGCUGGAUCCCUUCUCUUCAUCACCAGUUUUUUGGGUGUGAAGAUGUUCACAAAAUGUUCAGUUCGAGAUGAGAGCAUGGUCAUGAUCGGGAUGGUGUCUUUCGCAGCUGGGAUUUAUUUCAUGGCAUUUGUGACCACAACUCCGAUGUACUUUUUGGCUCGCUCUAUCACUCUGUUUGCUCUGAUUCCAAUGCCCACCAUUCGCUCGCUGCUGUCCAAACAGGUCAGGGGAACCUCAUAUGGCAUUACCUUUGUCAUGCUCCAGUUGUCCUUCAAACUUGCAAGCUUGGUCACCACACCCAUCUACACUGAGAUCUAUCAGGCCACACUUAACACCUUCCCAGGGUUUGUCUUCAUACUGUCCAGCAUCUUCACUGUUCUUUCUAUGAUACCCAUUAGUAUUGUAGGAUGUCGAUCUGCAAGACAUGAUGGAUAUGAGAGAAUUCAAGGGAACUGACUGACAGCAUCAGCCACACCAAAGCAGACAAUGUAUCAGAAAUGGACAAGUUUGUAGGUUUACACUGAUGUUACGUACAAUAGAGGAUAUUCUACUAGGAUAAUGCUACUUCCUGUUGCACUGUGGUUACACUGCGUUAUUGGUAAUGCAAUAUGUGUAGCAUCUUAUUUGCCAAGGUUUUUUUUAACAUCUAUGUAUAAAAUGCUGACAAUCUUUAGUUUUUAGGUAUUUUGGUAAUAAUUUACAAUACAUUUCCAUUCGUUGUUAACAUUGACUGCAUUAGUAAACAUGAACUCACACUGGAACAUUCUUCGAAAGUAUAUUAAU